Colletotrichum lupini is the source of this 1428-nucleotide messenger RNA. RefSeq lists its product as uncharacterized. The transcript is spliced from 3 exons. The coding region runs from base 1 to 1428 and encodes 475 amino acids. Lineage: Eukaryota; Fungi; Ascomycota; Sordariomycetes; Glomerellales; Glomerellaceae. The record is from RefSeq and is a predicted model, not a curated record.
AUGCCGUCCGCUCCGAGACCACGGCCCCGAAAACUCGGCACCAGUGCUGACGACAAGGGGGUCCGAAUCUCGAAUCCUUCCGGCCACCAUUCAACGUCCUCCCACUCCGACCCAGUCACAACGGAAAAUCCUAAUCUUCAACGACAAACCCUCACGCUCUCACCUCGUUCAUCAACCACUCCCAGACGUCCACGCCUACCCAUCCGCCCGCCGUCCGAACGCGGUUCCGCCAAAAUGCCCCCAAAAACCCCCAAGCCAAACGGCACCUUCACCUACUGCGUCGGCUCCAACCCGCCCUUCACCCCCGAAGAAUACGCAAGCGACCCGACCCGCCGCCAGCGCGCCCUCGACCACCUGGCCAAGAACGACCUCCACGCCGCCGCCGUCGUCACCUUCAACCUCCCCGAGCGCGACACCUACGUCUACCACGCCAUGACGGCCGUCCGCCUCGCCGAGGUCCAGCGCGUCGUCAGCAUGGGCGGCGUCAACGGGUUGCACGCGUGGUAUCGCGACGAGGAGGGGAAGCCGCUCGACCCCCCACCCCAAGCAGACAUCCAAUCCUACAUCCAAAUCUUCUCCCCAAAAACCUCGACCCCGCAAGCCCUAAAAUCCCACCUCGCAAACGCCAAAAAGUCCUCCCUCCGCGCCCUCUCCGCCUCCCACCUCCUCGCCCACCGCUACAUCCACCCGUCCCUCCCGCACCUCAACGCCAUCCCCAAGUGCAAAAACCCAACCGCGUCCCUCCCCCCAAACCCCUCCCUCGACUUCUGGUCCUGGUCCGCCCUCUCCCUCCAAUACCUCGGCCCCCUCCCCAACCUCCCCCUCCGAUCCCACCACGCCCUCCCGAUCCAAAUGCACCACUUCGGCUGCGCCACGCCCUCCCACGAAGCCCUCUCCGUCCUCCGCCUCCUCGCCGGCCCCCGGCCCAUAGCGGACAUCGGUUCCGGAAACGGCUACUGGACGCACAUGCUCCGCCUCUACGGCCUCACAGUCCACCCCGUCGACAACCUCCAGUCGGCGUGGCGCACGAACUGGGUCGCCGACACCAUCCCCUCCGACGGCGUCUCGUUCCUCGAGUCCCGCGCGGGGGGGAGGGACAUGGUGAUGCUGCUGGUCUACCCCGUCGUGGGCGGCUCCGUGGCGGGCGGCGCGGAGGGGAGCUUCACGCGCGGGCUGGUGGAGGCCUACGAGGGCGACACCAUCGCCGUCGUGGGCACGCAGAACGGGAACGGGUAUACCGGCUUCCGGGGGAUGACGAUGGCGGAGUACAUGGAGAGAGAACAGCCCGAGUGGGUGAGGGUCGUGCAGAUCCCGCUGCCGAGUUUCGCGGGGAAAGACGAGGCGUUGUUUGUUUUUCAGAGGGGGGAGAGGGCGCCGCCUAGGGACGAGGCUUUGGGGAAAGAGGACGAGGGGGUCAAGGAUGCGUAG